This is a messenger RNA of Penicillium expansum, 747 nucleotides long. Its product is annotated as SDR family oxidoreductase. The record is from RefSeq and is a predicted model, not a curated record. The transcript is spliced from 2 exons. Bases 1 to 747 code for a protein of 248 amino acids. NCBI's taxonomy places the organism in Eukaryota, Fungi, Ascomycota, Eurotiomycetes, Eurotiales, Aspergillaceae.
AUGGCGAACACUGUCUAUCUCAUUACCGGCGCUAGCCGCGGAAUUGGUCGUGGUUUACUUGGGACAUUCCUCGCCCGUCCUAACACCACCGUUAUUGCGGCCGUCCGCGACCCCGCCGGUGCUUCAGCCCAGUCCCUCCAAUCCCUCUCUAAAGGCGACUCCUCUAGCCUGAUAGUCGUGAAGAUCGAUGCAAAGUCUCCCACCGAUCCAGCUGCUGCCGUUGAGACCCUCCAGACGGAGCACGGUAUCGACCACCUAGAUGUGGUGAUCGCCAACGCCGGCAUUAGCGAGGACAUCUCGCCCGUGCACAAGGCUUCCAUUUCUGUGGUGCAGGAGCAUAUUGAGGUCAAUGCCUACGGACCUAUCUACCUCUACCAGGCGUUCUACGCGCUACUUAAGAAGAGCGCGAAGCCCACGUUUGUAGGAGUCGGCAGCCCUCUAGGAAGCAUUGGUGGUAUGGACCAGCGCCCGUACCCAAAUACUGGAUACGGUUCUAGUAAGGCUAUGCUGCACUGGAUUGUGCGCAAGAUUCACUUCGAGAAUGAGGACUUUAUCUGCUUCGUUGCUGAUCCUGGAUUCGUCCAAACUGACAUGGGCAACUCUGGUGCCAAACUCUUUGGGUUUGAGAAGGCCUUCCAGACGGUUGAAGAGAGCGUCGGUGGUAUCGUGAAGACGAUUGAUGAGGGGACGAGGGAGUCGGUUGGUGGGCAGCUGCGUGUGUGGGAUGGAACAGAGUUCCCCUGGUAA